Molecule: messenger RNA, 1268 nt
Organism: Zychaea mexicana
Lineage: Eukaryota; Fungi; Mucoromycota; Mucoromycetes; Mucorales; Lichtheimiaceae
Exons: 3
Coding region: 309-1268 (319 amino acids)
Source: RefSeq, a predicted model, not a curated record
GUUUUUGUUUGCACUUGUCACCAAAAUGAAUCUCUCAUUUCUCAUUGAUUAUGUCAGAAACAAGAAGAAUCCAGAUUUCAAUGAAUUUGUGAACAGCAGUCUAGAAAACAUUAUGGCUGUCUCCUAUGGAUUCCAAGGCAAGUCCCCGGAUCUACUGUUUGCGUAGUGGCGACGAGAAUUUGCACUAGAGUUGAACAGGCAAAACAAGGACCCUCACCUCCUCCAAAAGUAAGUACAAUGGACGAUUGUUAUAUCACAAAGAUACUACUGCUUUUUUAUCGUAGGAAGAUCGCGUACAAUGAACAAAAAUGGGUAGAAGUCAAGAAUGCUAUCACCACCUUGAAGGCUUGAAAUCUUUAGCAGAUUCUGCCACAUCAUCACGCCACAUCUUGACCUUGACCAAUGCACCUGCUGACGAGUCUUCCAACGCAUCUAUUAACGAUGCCACCAGCAGCUCACCUAUGGAUGAUACGACCAAUCCACUUGUUGAUGAUACUGGUCAACAUGCUGAAGAUACCAUCGAUGAUAACGACGGCUUUCUUUUCCCUGGUGCUGAUGACAUCUUUAGUGCUGAUCAUCGAGACUUCCAACUGCACAGACUGACGUACAAAAAGGUCAUCCUAUCGUCCUUGCCCAACCAUUUGGAAACCAGACUUGAUUACAUCCCCAAGACUUCUCAACUGGACCCUGAUACUUUGGGGUAUAUCGAACGAAUUCUUGACUUUCACUCAGAUGUUGAUGGUAUUCUCGAAUAUAUUAUGGUAACCAGGGCAGUACUGAUCAGUGGUCACAAACGAAAUACCCAGCAAUAUACCAACCUGGCCAUUAUCGAACAAAUGGUGAACAACCUAUGUCUUUGGUCGGAGAAACGUGAUGAAAGUGAAGCAACAUUCUACCGGCGGUUAGCUUCGAUUCUAGAUACCUUGCUGGUGGACUCUGGCGUGAUCCUUGCUGACGGUGAAACAAGUUUGCAGUCAUCGAAGGUGGCUAUCGCAAUGAACACGGCAAUAUUCCAUACCAGUGAUAUGUCCCAAGCUUAUGGUCGAAAGAUUGAUAUGAUCUUGAAAUGCUCAUCUAAUGUCAAGGUGGAUAUUUCUAGCAACGAAUGGAAAAGGGCUAUGAUUAGCAAAUCGAUCAAACUUCACCAGCAAUCGAAAAAUCUACGCUUGAACACAUCUAACCUAUUCAGCCUCAACACCAAGUUUGGAGUGAAAUUCACUGUUGUGAUGGACUUUGUGGGAAAUUCUGGAUACCUGUACCUUCUGUGA